Molecule: messenger RNA, 404 nt
Organism: Dicrocoelium dendriticum
Lineage: Eukaryota; Metazoa; Platyhelminthes; Trematoda; Plagiorchiida; Dicrocoeliidae
Source: the annotation of a GenBank genome assembly
AUUUUAAGGCUCCGGGAAACGAAUAGGGCGGAUCUGCGAGGCGACCAUGAUCUGCCCGACACAUACCAAUCGCCGACUGAUCAUACAGGACCGGACAUCCGGACUACAUUUCUUGAUCGACACGGGAGCGGACAUCAGUGUCAUACCCCCUUCUCAAAGCCAGCAUGCCCUCAAACAGAGCUCACUACGACUGACUGCAGCUAAUGGUACGUGUAUUUCCACUUUUGGACAACGCUCCUUAACUCUGAACCUUGGUUUACGUCGCUCUUUCACAUGGGUAUUCAUCGUAGCGGAUGUCAAACAGCCCUUACUUGGUGCCGAUUUUUUGACCCAUUUUAGAUUGUUAGUCGAUCUUAACAAUCGUUGUCUCCGAGAUUUGACAACCAGAUUACCUGUUACUGGUC